Molecule: messenger RNA, 1203 nt
Organism: Helianthus annuus (common sunflower)
Lineage: Eukaryota; Viridiplantae; Streptophyta; Magnoliopsida; Asterales; Asteraceae
Exons: 1
Coding region: 1-1203 (400 amino acids)
Source: RefSeq, a predicted model, not a curated record
AUGUCCUCAGAAGAAAGGGAGGAUCUUAUCACAGGCCAGAAGUCCAAGGGGAAAGGGAAGGAGAAAGACAACUUUGGUGAUAGUGGCUUGGACCAGCCAUAUCUACCACGAGACUUAGCCGAGGUCUCAAAGUUCACGCGAAGAAUCGCAGAAGCACCUAUGCCCCCCAAGAGGAAGUUACCCCCAGGCUUUGACCGUUAUGAUGGAACAAGAGACCUCGAGGACCACCUGCAUGCCUUCUGGGGAGCGGGACAACUAGGAAGAUGGCCCAUGCCAGUAUGGUGCCACAUGUUCGUGCAAACCCUGACGGAGGGAUCCCGGCUUUGGUUUGACAGCCUUCCCCCAGGGAGAAUAGAUAGCUAUGAAGAGCUAAGCGAGAAGUUCCUCAGGAACUUUGGCCAACAGAGAAAAGUGGUUAAAAAUCCAAACGAGAUCCUUCACAUCAGACAAAGGGAUAACGAGCGAAUAGACCAGUACAUGGAGAGGUUUGUCAAGGAAAGCAUGAACAUCAAAGACGUCCCGGAGAUCAUGAAGAUCAGCAGUUUCAUAAACGGGUUGAAGCAUGCACAACUGUGUGAAAAGCUGGGAAAGGAAUUCCCCCACUCUUUCGACAAUCUUAUGGACAGAGUCAGGGCCUUUGUCGGGGGAAAAGAUACAGUCAGCAAAGCGAAGGAGACAAAUGUCACGCCUCGGAGGGUCACCCCAACUGCAAGGCCCCUUGAUAAAGGUACACCUUAUUCCCGGAAACCUGCCUUUGAUAGAAUGUUGCAUGACAGGGCAAGGCCCUCAUACUCCCCAUAUAGACCCCGAGGGAGGGGUCCCCCUCCUUUCUCCGAUAGCUUCACCCCUCUCACCAAGACCCCAAGUGAAAUACUGGCCACAGAAAGGAUAAAGAGCUCCUUCCCGAGGCCACCACCCAUAAAACCGGGACCGAAGGCACAACCGAACGAGUAUUGUGAUUUUCACAAAGGCUUUGGGCAUAAAACCGAUGACUGUAUGUACCUGAAAAGGGAAAUAGAAACCGCGGUAAAAACAGGGAGGUUGGCUCACUUGGUCAAGGAAAUCAAGAAGGGGGGAGGGGAUCGCAAGGGAAGAGAUGCAAGGGAGCCGGGGAGGGCAGAUGUUGAUAUGAUUAGAAGGAGGAACGAAUUCGAUACCACCCGAAGUGUAAAGGCCAGGAUCCUAGGCUCCCGAACUGCAUGA